AUGGCAACCCAGAAAUGCUGCCCCAGAGCCAUGCCGCACCUCGCCAGCCUCCCCCGCCACAUCCAGUCUCGCAUCGCCUACCAUACCGUCCUUGAUGCCCCUAAUGCCCACCCCGCUGCCCUCCUCCCCCUCCUCCUCGCAUGCCGUACCCUUAACCACAAUCUCACGUUUGCCCACAAUCCACAGCUCUACCAUGAACUGUACCUCGCCACCUUCGAUUCUACGGCAAUCACUCGUCGGUAUGAGUGGAUGCUCACCCACAUCUUUACACGAGGCGUAAAGGGAUACAAUCUGUUCUCCGACCCGCGGCCUUGGGCGAUCGACUAUCGCACGCGAUGGGAGUUGUGUGGGAGAUGGCGUGAAGUCGCCAAGCUGGGGACGAUCGACAUUCCAGGCCUCUGUGGUUAUGCCAGGUUCGCGGAGGACCUGUGGGAUGUUUUCUUUUUGUUGAGCGAGAAUGACGGAAAGAACUUGGUUUUCGUAACACAAAUGUGCAGGCUUCAGGAAGUACUGAACGCACGAUUCCAACGGGAACUUGCCAAAGAAUCCUUAGCACCAGGCUAUCCCCGUAUGACCUGGGACAGAUCACUUUUGACCUGGAUCGGUUUACUGGGUGGUGUAGAUGAUCAUGUGGGCGAGGCUGAAUCAGCGGAGGUUGAUGAGAAGAUAUUCAUGCUCCGGCCCUACAUCUUUGCAGCUGCUCAGUAUGGCAUAGGGUUUGGACCAUGGAACCAAACCAAACUCCCGCUCUGCCAACCCGGCUGCACAAAGCACUCCGCCUCACCCGCCAACAGCCACGCGGUCACCUAUAAACGCUUCGGUUACGCUUGGCGCCGAUCGCCCCCCGACUUUAUCACCGGCAUCUACAUCCUCUUCUUCCGUCUUCUAGAACGGCAUUCGGAUCGAGCUGGCACAAGGCAAGGGAACACUUCUUUCACUCACAAUUCAAAGCAGCAGCAGGGAGGUGUCUUUUCUGGAAAUGGUCUUCCCUUGUCAGAGAUGCAAGAUCUCGAGUGGCAGCGCGACACCAUGUGCCAGGAUCCCCACACCAGUCAAGGCCUCCCCGCUCUGGCGCUCCGUGGCAAGGUGCAAGGCUACUGGCGGGGCAAGUUCCUCUUCUACGAUUACGAGCUCUACAGAGAGAUGACGGAAGGCAACAUGCGCCGAGUCUACACAGGCAUGUUUGCAGAUCAGGCGGUAGAAAUGGAGUUGAAGGAGAUCGUGGUGAAAGUCAGGGAAGAGGAUGUUGGUGGAGACGGGCCCAUGCUCGGUGCUGGAUUCAAGGAUCUAGAUGAUGUGGAUGAAGAAGUCAAGGCCGUAGAAGAGGGCUAUGGGCAUGAGAUUGUUGGUGAUGAUGAGCCUGUGCCGGAAGGUUGGACGAAGGAGAUUUUGAUUGCAGGCAGAGGACGGGAUGCUUGGGGAUGGUGUAGAAUACGAGGUCGCGUGAGGUCCUGGGAUGGCCUUGUGAUACUAUGUCUAACCUAUGCCCGAGUACCCGGUACAACCUGGUUAUGGCGUGGGUAUACUCUUCCAGGUGGCUAUCUCACCGGUCGAUGGCACGACACCUUUACCAACAGCACCGACUCCAAGAGCUACGAAGGCCCAUUCUCUUUCAUCCGUGCCGGAGACCCUUGCUAUCCCCCGCACUUUCCACUACGACUCCAGGAGUCGCUCGGGGUGGACACGUUUGGCGGCGGCAUGCCGAGCGCGCCGAUUCCGAUUGCAAUCCCGAGCGAGGGGCCGGGAGGAUCCAAGCCGUGGCAUGCUCAGUAUCCGCCUUAUCCGAAUAUGGACGUUGAGGCUGUACCGAAACGACAUGCGGUCGCGCAGGUGGAAGAUGCAGAUCGAGGAAAGGAAGAGACCACAUCGAUAAUAUCACCGGGAAAACCUGAGAAUCAGGACAACAGUACUGUACCCCAUGUAACAUCCGGUGUAGUAGUAUCCGCGGAAGAUUCAUGA
Messenger RNA from Cryptococcus amylolentus CBS 6039, 1959 nucleotides. RefSeq lists its product as hypothetical. The coding region runs from base 1 to 1959 and encodes 652 amino acids. NCBI's taxonomy places the organism in Eukaryota, Fungi, Basidiomycota, Tremellomycetes, Tremellales, Cryptococcaceae. The transcript is spliced from 6 exons. The record is from RefSeq and is a predicted model, not a curated record.